This is a messenger RNA of Diachasmimorpha longicaudata, 2085 nucleotides long. Its product is annotated as putative fibroblast growth factor 1. Bases 1109 to 1795 code for a protein of 228 amino acids. Gene Ontology annotation, biological process: positive regulation of gene expression; cell differentiation; regulation of cell migration. Gene Ontology annotation, molecular function: fibroblast growth factor receptor binding; growth factor activity. The record is from RefSeq and is a predicted model, not a curated record. NCBI's taxonomy places the organism in Eukaryota, Metazoa, Arthropoda, Insecta, Hymenoptera, Braconidae. The transcript has 4 exons. Gene Ontology annotation, cellular component: cytoplasm.
AAAUAGGAACGCGGUGUCUAUACGUCAUGCAGAAUUCGUUCACAAUAAUGCAUCAAUCGGGUAUAAAAAUCACCCAGACCAAACAGAUGGUUUUUCUGCUGUUUAAUUUUAGGUGACAUUGAUUUUGCCACUGGGGGGCUUUGUUCCAGUCUAUACACGGCAUAUGUCAAGGGGACAACCGCAUCAUUACUCUAAUUAUUCAUUGCUCGAGGGAUCGCGGCGAGAGAGGUGACGCAUUUGACGGGUUAAUCAAUUCAUUAUUUUUAAUGCCAACAAUUUUUUCGACAAUGACUUGAAAACGUAAUCAAAAUAAUCCCUCGAAGAUUGACUUACUGUAAUAAAUUAAGACAAAUUGGCGCUAAAUUUACGAAAAUGCACAGAUAUUUUCUCUGUCUUCAUUUGUAUAGUCGAUGCCCUUGACCUUCUCGACAUUAAUUAACGUUUAUAAACUAAAAAAAUCCGUGUAUUCGAAAUUAUAUGAGUUAUUCUAUUAAAAAUCACUGGCCGUUGUCAGUGGAAUUGAGAAUAAAUUGAUAAUGUCAUCUGUAUCGCACUAAUUGAAAAAAUAUCGGGAAUCACUGAAGUGGGAAUCGUUGCAAGGUCGAUCGACGAAAUAUUAGGCUUCGGUGUUGUGUUCAGAGGCUCGAUUGCGCUAUAAAUAGUGGAGCUUCGCAUGUAUCACUUCAUGUACUCGCCGUGGUACACGAUGUUAAACGGUGCAGAACAGUUCACAUGCCCAUGGUGCGGGUGAGAGCUUCAAACGUUCGUCGGUCCAUCGGUCGUGCUUUUUAAUUCAGUCUGUCUCGGGUUGUCGGCACAGAUACCAGUCGUUCUGUGGCCUCUUCAAGCUUAAACAUCACCCGUGCUCCAUUCAAAAGUUUUCGCGGCUUUGUAAAUGAACGGGAUCGAAUAGAUUGCAUCUGUGAAUUUCGGUGAGAGGACAUUCCACUGUGGGCUUUAUAUUCUGAGGAUUUCCUCUCCAUCAGCAGAGCGAAACCACCGUUAAGUUUUCGGUAUUUUAAAUUGCACUAGGUCGGUGGCAGCUGCCCAGCUUCAGCUAGUCAAUUUUGAAAUUGUCCUGAGUAAUCUGUCAUUGAUUUCUGACAAAAUGAGCCUCCGGUGGAUUCAAGAGAACCAGAUCGCCCCAACGUGCGACGAAGAAUCCAGUGACAUUGACAACAGUGGUACUGAUGACAGUUACGACACAGAUUUAUCGAUACAUAACGAUGAGAAUGACAACUCUGGCAAAAGAAGGGAAAAACGAAAUACAACCCGGCACUCAACCACAACGGUCACCUUCGAUGAAAACGGGACAAUUGUUCGUGAUAGUACAAAUAUUGUGGAGAAACCUUCUACGUGUUUGGUUUGGGAUCCACGCACUUCUGUUCAGAAUCCUGCUUAUCAGUGCCGAUUAAUAAAAUUAUUCUGUCGAAACGGAUACCAUCUGACUUUGUCACCUGCUGGACGGGUUUGUGGACAGGCGAUUAUCGAUGAUCAAAUAGCAUUAUUCAGCGUAUCAUCAGUAUCCUUCGGAGUAAUUAGAAUACAAAAUCCAGAAACCGGGCAUUUUUUAGCGUUCAACAAAAAAGGACACCUCUACGGCGAGUUAAAAGAGCACAAAGACACAACAGAAUGGGAGCAGUGGAGUAUCGGUUCAUACGAGGCAUUCAGAUCUCACAAAUAUGCAGCUGAGGGCUGGUGGAUCGGGAUAAAGAAGAAUGGGAGGCCAAAAUCAGGACCAAAAACUGCAUGGGGACAAAAAGCAAUUCAGUUCCUAGUAAUAGGACACCAUUAGACUGUUGUUAAUUGGAUCACCACUGAGCCAUUAAAAAAUGCGGUUUUUAGUUUUCAAUAUUUAUUAUCAUACCGUGACUUAACAAUGGAAUCAUCUCAUAAUCUCAUAAUUGUGCAGUCAUUGUGCUUGUGCUCAUGAGCCUCCACUUUCCGAUUAGCAAGUUACAUUACGAUUCUUGUAUUAGAAGUGAUCAUGUCAAGCCAUCAGUUGUCUGUAUCCACGUACACAGGAAUAAGCAGCAAAUAAUAUGUAUAAGAUAGAGCGAAAUAUAUAAUUAAUCAUUUUUAUCA